Molecule: messenger RNA, 447 nt
Organism: Rosa chinensis
Lineage: Eukaryota; Viridiplantae; Streptophyta; Magnoliopsida; Rosales; Rosaceae
Exons: 1
Coding region: 1-447 (148 amino acids)
Biological process (GO): DNA integration
Molecular function (GO): nucleic acid binding
Source: RefSeq, a predicted model, not a curated record
AUGUGGGGGCUGGACAUUGUCCGAAAACUCCCAACCGCCAAGGGUCAGUUCAAAUACAUAAUCGUGGUCAUCAAUUACGACAGCAAAUGGAUCGAGGUUGAGCCAUUAACAGCCAUCACAACCGCUAAGAUCCAGCACUUCCUAUGGAAGAAUAUCUACUGUCGUUAUGGGGUUCCCUACACAAUCAUUACCGAUAACGUAACGCAAUUCAACAACAAAGAACUCAUCAGCUUCACCGUCAACCUAGGCACCAAGAUGCGUUUCUCUUUAGUGGCACACCCCCAAACCAACGGCCAGGUUGAAGCCGCCAACAAAAUCAUCAAGAAGCUGCUCAAAAAGAAAUUGGAAGACAAAAAAAAGGCUUAUGGGCUGAGAAACUCCCGGAAGUUCUUUGGGCCAUCCGGACAACGCCAACAUCCGCCGACGAUGAAACUCCAUUCUGCAUGA